AUGGACGAGAGAUCAAGUAGUAGUGGUGCCAAGGAGACCGUCGUCAAAUCGGUCUCCGGCAUAACGGCAGCUUCGGUCGAGGAUGGCAGUAACAGCGCUGAGCAGGCAGAAAUUGUGCGGAAACGUUUACAAGCAUGCGAAAUUGUUUCAGCGGAUGUUAAUGACAUAGCAUGGGAAGCAAAUAAUGAAGAAAAAACGUUUCAUGAAUUACAACCAGUCAGUAAAAUAGAAUAUGAAUUCUUAAUUCCGAGCACUUCUAAGAGGGUGUUAAAGCGAGCUCAGGAUAUCACAAAAGAACGAAAAAAUGAGCACAAACGGUGGCGUGCAGCAAUCGAUGGAUAUGCACAAUAUUCAGAAUGGAUUUAUAAAGUUAAUGAAAAAGUGGAAGAUAUGCCAGAUUUGGAUGGUGCCGAAAGUGUUGCUGCUACCACCGAAGCUACAGAUGACCCAGAAGCAGAAUAUUUCAUUGCUGUAGAUUCAAUGAGGGAUGUUAUUGACCAGAUUCAGAAAGCUAGAGCAGCGCAGUCAGAAGAAACAGCAGAAUGUGAUGCAAAACUGGAUGAAAUCUUGAAGUACUGCGAAGAACAUGCAAAAAAAAGUUUAUUUGAGGACAAAAAUACCCAGGAUUAUCAAAUGUUUGUAUGCUUUGCUUGCGGUCGGGUUUUCGAUGAUGAGAUAACAAUGCGAAAUCAUGUGAACGAAAUUCAUCUUUCUAACAAGGACUACAUUUUCAAAUGUAGUUACUGCUACAGACGUUUCAAAAUGAAACAUCAUUUGCAACGCCAUGAACGCACACAUGAUUUAUCACUUGUGCAUAUUUGUAAUCGGUGCUCUUCAUCAUUUCGGAGCUUCGAAUCAUUAGUUGCUCAUAGAAGCAGAGCUCAUGGAAUCGAUGAGAACGGUGAAAAAAUUUUAAAUUUGAAAUACAAUUGUAAUAAAUGCAAACAUAAGUUUGGAACUUUUAUCGAAUUAAAUAGGCAUAAAUAUUUUUGCUUGAACGAAUCUCGCGUUAAACAGCCAAAAAAAGUCAGUGGUGCUUCCCCUUCUUCAUCCACUAGUUCAAUAUUUUCUAUGUCCUCACGACCGAAAGUUGAUAAAACAUGCAGAAUAUGCAGUAAGAAGUUCGCAUCGCGACAGUCAUUGAUACGACAUAUGGGUCGAAUUCAUCCAGAAGAAAGAAUUGAUGAAAUUAAACAAUAUGAAGUAGUGCAAUCGCCAGAUCUUCCAUUUGCUUGUAAUAUUUGUUCGAAACGUUUUACGACCAGAACACUAAUGUUAGUUCAUCGUAAGCGACAUGGGGGAAGGAAUUUUGCCUGUGAAUUAUGUGAGAAGGCAUAUCCAUUAGCAAGUGAAUUACGAAAGCAUAUCAAGCGUGUACAUGGAGAUUCUUCGGAGAGUUACACGGCAUCAAAAGUUUCGCGUGCAGAAUUUAACGAUGCAUAUGUCGUCGAUAUGCAAAAUCCAGGUGUUGAACAACCAGUGCCGGUAGAGCAGAGCAGUAAGUGUGAUUAUGAAGAUCUUACCGAUUUCAGUGUUAUGUAA
This is a messenger RNA of Brugia malayi, 1542 nucleotides long. RefSeq lists its product as uncharacterized. Bases 1 to 1542 code for a protein of 513 amino acids. NCBI's taxonomy places the organism in Eukaryota, Metazoa, Nematoda, Chromadorea, Rhabditida, Onchocercidae. The record is from RefSeq and is a predicted model, not a curated record. Gene Ontology annotation, cellular component: nucleus. Gene Ontology annotation, molecular function: RNA polymerase II transcription regulatory region sequence-specific DNA binding; DNA-binding transcription factor activity, RNA polymerase II-specific. The transcript is spliced from 11 exons. Gene Ontology annotation, biological process: regulation of transcription by RNA polymerase II.